Messenger RNA from Brugia pahangi, 852 nucleotides. The record is from the annotation of a GenBank genome assembly. NCBI's taxonomy places the organism in Eukaryota, Metazoa, Nematoda, Chromadorea, Rhabditida, Onchocercidae.
AUGUUUCUUGAUGUCGGACAUUUUUUACCGUGUUUUCUUUGCAAAGCAGUACCACCAUUAGAAGAACAACCAAAUAAGAUAUCUAGUGGAAGCACAUCUGGUAGUGCAGACAAGGUAAAUGGCCUUUUUUUGGAAUUACUUUUCAACAUUCUAAAAUAUUUCUUCACAUCAAUAGAUGGUAAUAAUUUGUUUAUUGACUGUGCAAAAAGAAUUGUGUUUCAGGUACUGGCUAAGAAGAAAUCUUCAAAGAAAAAAGAAAAUGAUGCCGAGAAGAAAAAAAAGAAAGAAGUUAAGAGAAAGGUGGAUAAGGAGAGCAAGCAAAAGGUUAAGAAGAAAAGUAAAAUUGAACCAAAGUUAAAGUCAAAAUCCGAGAAAUUUGAUGAACAUAAAACGUCCAUCACAUCCACCGGAACGACAUCAAAGAAAAAGAAGAAGAAGGGAAAAAGGAUAAAGGAAAAUUAUCAAGAGAAAUCGGAUGAACAAGCAAUCACAGCUAUUGGAAUGACAAAAUCUAUGAAAGAGAUGAAAGAAAAAACGAUAAAGGAUUACAAUAAAGAUUAUGGAAAAUCUGAAAAACUAUCAGUCACCUCUGAAGAAUCAUCGAAUGCUACAGUUAAAACUGUAUCACCUAAAAAGGAGGAAAAAGAUAGAAGGAAGAUGGAAGAAUAUAAUAAAUGCUAUGAAAAAUCUGAUAAGCUAUCAGUCACUUCUGAAGAAUCAUCAGCCGGUACAGCCAGACUAUUAUCACCUAAAAUAUGGCAAAAAGAUAUGGAGGAUUACAAUAAAAAUUAUGAAAGUAAAUGUUUAUUGUUUAUUUAUUCAUCUAUAUUUAUAACUUCAUCAAUUGCUUAA